This is a messenger RNA of Pelodiscus sinensis (Chinese soft-shelled turtle), 1714 nucleotides long. Lineage: Eukaryota; Metazoa; Chordata; Testudines; Trionychidae. The record is from RefSeq and is a predicted model, not a curated record.
GCGGCUCAGGCAAGUGCCGUGGCGGCAGCCCCCUGGAUUGCUACGGCGGCGUGGCGCGGAGAUACACCAAGGUCGAGGAGAUCCGAGCCACCCACCCCAACGUGCUGCUCCUGGACGCCGGCGACCAGUACCAGGGCACCGUGUGGUUCAGCUACUUCAAGGGGCGGGAAGUGGUUCGCUUCAUGACCCUCCUGGGCUACGACGCCAUGGCUUUGGGGAACCAUGAAUUUGAUAAUGGUCUGGAUGGAUUAGUGGAUCCACUACUUAAAAAUGUUAAUUUUGCAAUUCUGAGUGCAAACAUUAAAGCAAGCAAAUCAGUAGCAUCCAAGAUUGCUGGAUAUUUUCAGCCUUAUAAAAUACUACAUGUUGGUUCAGAAAAAAUUGGAAUUGUUGGUUAUACUACUGUGGAAACAUCUUUCCUUUCAAAUCCAGGAAAGGAUCUAAUCUUUGAAGAUGAAGUUAAAGCAUUGCAGCCACAUGUGGAUAAGCUUACCACAUUGGGAGUGAAUAAAAUUAUUGCACUAGGGCACUCUGGUUUCUCUGUGGAUCAGAAGAUUGCUCAAAAAGUGAGAGGAAUUGAUAUUGUAAUUGGAGGACAUACAAACACAUUUCUUUAUACAGGCCCUCCACCUUCCAGUGAAGUGCCAGAGGGUGACUAUCCAUUCCUGGUGAAGUCAGAUGAUGGGAGGCUGGUGCCAGUUGUACAAGCCUAUGCUUUUGGAAAAUAUCUUGGUUAUUUAAAUGUAACAUUUGAUGAUCAAGGAAAUGUAAUUGCUGCAUCUGGAAACCCUAUUAUACUAAAUAGCAGCAUUCCUGAAGAUAAAGUCUUGAGAGAAGAAGUUGACAGGUGGAGGCUACAGCUGAAUAAUUUUUAUUCCAGGGAGAUUGGGGAAACUGUGGUUUAUCUAAAUGGUACAAAUCAGGCAUGCCGUUUUCAAGAGUGUAACAUGGGAAAUUUGAUAUGUGAUGCCAUGAUUUACAAUAACCUCAAACAUAGAGAUGAAAAUACAUGGAAUCAUGUUUCAAUGUGUAUCCUGAAUGGUGGUGGGAUACGGUCACCCAUUGAUGAAUACAAUAAUAAUGGUACUAUUAUCAUGGAGGACCUGUUAGCUGUGUUGCCAUUUGGAGGUACUUUUGAUCUGAUAGAGUUAAAAGGCUCUACUCUCAAAGAAGCAUUUGAGCACAGUGUGCACAGAUACGGAAAAGGAACUGGCGAGCUGCUUCAGGUUGGGGGCAUUCACGUGGUGUACGAUCUUUCCAGACCACCAGGAAGCAGAGUUGUCAGUAUAGAAGUUCUUUGCACAGCCUGUAGAGUACCAGCUUAUGUACCACUCCAAAUGGACAAAACAUACAAGGUGCUUCUUCCAUCUUUUCUGCAGCAGGGCGGAGAUGGAUACUACAUGCUAAAGGAAAAAUCACUGAGUCACAAUUCUGGUGAUUCUGAUAUUGAAGUUGUGUCCAAUUACAUCUCUAGAAUGGGUCGUGUUUUUCCAGCAAUUGAAGGUAGAGUGAAGUUCUCUGCAGGAAAUUUCAUCCAAGGAAGUCUUACUCUGACUGCUGGAUUAUUCACUGUACCACUCCUGCAUUUCAUUUUUUAACUCUUAUUUGCAGCAAACAUUAAAGCAGACCCUAGUUCACAGCAUCCAUUCAGUAAUUACAGUGGAGAGCCAGCUCUGCUACAGUGAAGAUUGAGACCAGCUCUUGCUUUAAAACU